Racocetra persica is the source of this 123-nucleotide messenger RNA. The record is from the annotation of a GenBank genome assembly. Lineage: Eukaryota; Fungi; Glomeromycota; Glomeromycetes; Diversisporales; Gigasporaceae.
CUCAUAAAUGAAACUUCCAAGAAAGAAACUCAAACUGUGACAAUUGAUGAUGAAAAUUUAAAUGAUUUAUCUGAUUUAGAGUUGCUAAAAAAAUUAACCAAAGAAAUCAAAUGGGUAGACUUG